GAGGUUGCAAAAAUUUGCUUCCAGUUUGACCCCGGCUUCUCCAAGCAUGUUUACUGGAUCGAGGUGAAUUAUUGUCAGCUUGGACAGAAUUCCACCACAAUUGGUUCAUUCUUUUUAAUUAUUUGAUUUAAGAUGCUUGUGUUAUUUCAGAUUUUGGUGUGUGCUCUUGGUGCAGCAGUUAUUAGUUUAAUUAUUUUACGACUUUUCCAUUGUUUUGCUAGUUUGUAGCUUGUACUUAGUAGUUUGGUUACAAACAUUUUGUUUGUUAUAGAAUAGUUUGAUUAAUAUUUUGAGAUAUAGUUGACUUGCUUUUAAUUGCCACCAAAUUGUAAUGUUCGGAAAAUGAUUAAUUUGCGUUUUAAUCUGUGGACCUAUGUUAGUCUGACCAAUGAUCUCGACUGGAUCAAUGAUGGUUGACAUGCAGAUCAACCACUCACUAGCUGGAUCACUGAACCAGUGAUUUGAAGCUUGUCCAGGUGGGAAAAGGUUUAAACAGGCAGAGCCCAGGCAACACAAGGAAGGAUGGGGUGGAAGGCAGCUGAGAAGUUAUUCAGGCACUGGAAGAUCCUCAGAGGCGACAAUGUCAUGAUCAUAAGAGGCAAGGAUAAGGGUGAGACAGGUCUCAUCAAACGUGUCAUUAGAUCUCAGAACAGAGUCAUUGUUGAAGGGAAAAAUUUGGUGAAGAAACACAUCAAACAAGGGCAAGGACAUGAGGGUGGAAUCUUUUCAAUUGAAGCUCCCCUUCAUGUUUCCAAUGUUCAGGUUCUUGACCCAGUUACUGGGAAACCAUGUAAGACCGGGUAUAAAUAUCUGGAAGACGGAACUAAAGUACGGGUCUCUAGAGGACUUGCUGCAUCUGGAGCUGUAAUUCCUCGCCCUGAAAUACUAAAAGAAAGGCGAAAACCAAGACCUAGCUUUGUUGGUCCCAAGGAUACACCAGUUGAACUAGUACUCGAAAAGACAUACGAUGCUAAAGCUGGAAUUGGCAUGCCUGAUCUCUAGGAGUCCUCGAGAAGGCAAAAUCUUUCUCUCAUCUGCAUUAUCAUCGAGGAAGUUCAGAUCGUGCUUAAUUUGCCGAAAUAUUUAGGUUCAACUCUUACAUAAUAAAUGUCAACGCUAUUACUUAAUUUUGCUAGCACAGCUGUGCUGUUAGUUAGAAUUUCACGACUGAGUGGUGCCUUUUGAAACACUUUCAAGUGUAAACUGAAAUCGUGUUGCAUUACUUGUUCUCGAUGAACACUUGACUAUGGUUAGAUGAAAGUGCCAAGAACCUGAUGGUUUAUUUAGUCU
Zingiber officinale is the source of this 1290-nucleotide messenger RNA. RefSeq names its product 50S ribosomal protein L24-like. The transcript has 6 exons. Gene Ontology annotation, molecular function: structural constituent of ribosome; RNA binding. Gene Ontology annotation, biological process: translation. The coding region runs from base 523 to 1002 and encodes 159 amino acids. Gene Ontology annotation, cellular component: ribosome; mitochondrion. Lineage: Eukaryota; Viridiplantae; Streptophyta; Magnoliopsida; Zingiberales; Zingiberaceae. The record is from RefSeq and is a predicted model, not a curated record.